GGAGAGCGAAGGCGAGGGCAAAGACGGAACAGCAAUUAACGGGACUGAGAGACACGAACGCCCUUUUCGCCACAAGCUAUCCCUUGCGAGGAGCCGCUGAUGGCAACACAGCGGCCGGGGCGGCGCUCGGGCCAGGCAACGCGCCGCCGCAGCUGGUCCCGCAGCUGACUCGCGCUCGCCCGGCGACUCGCUCGUGUUCUUGUCGGUGUUUGCGUUCGUCCUGAAAGUGUGGUUGGAGGAAGGCCUUGCUCUGCGUCAGCGGCUGCUCAGAUCGCGUGCCUCGGGCCUUCCGUCGGCGCGUGCCCGCUCGACUGCCAGCGCCGAGGACCUGCUUCGUGGAGCGCGGGCGCGGGGGCGGGGGCGGAGCCGGAGAGGAACCGGGGAGGAGCGAGCCAACUGAAGGAGCAAUUUCCUGGACGAAAGGAAAAGCCUAUACGGUCGCGUAGGCUGAAGAGGUUGCCCGGACCUGCGGCCGCCUUGCAAUUGCCGAAAUCUUUCUUUAAAUCCGCAAUUCGUGCAUCUCCGCGAGGCGCCCCGUGGCCUCCGAGGACGCCGCCUUCAGCGCGGAGGCUCCCCGCGCCCCGAGGAUGGCUUCCCCGCCGCUCACGGCCGGCGCGACGCGGCUCACCAGAGGCGCCGUCAAUGGCUUCCGCCUCCAGGUGGCGGUCGGCACCGCGGGCCGCGCCGUGCUUGCGCAGGCGGCGCAGUGGCUGUACCGAGGGGGCCCUUGCGUCAAGGCCUAUUUCCUCGGCCUCGGACACCAAGAGGCGGAGUACAGACGCGUGUUCAACAGUGAACAAAGAGCGAUAUUGGAGAGCGGUGCGCCCUUCGAGGACUACGGGCUGCCCCUGCUCUUCCUCGUCCUGCAGCGCGUGUGCGGACUCGCCGGGCCGGGCGACCCAGCCUGGGCGUGCCCCCCCGCAGGGCAGCCCCUGGAGCAUCUCCUCCAUAAGCUCAGCCAGAAGCAGAUCAGCAUCGCACGCUCGGAAGACGUUCAGCUGAUGUCGGACCAGAAGCUGAAGAGGGAAUUGGGAAGACUUCGGCGUCUCCUCUCGAGGAUCCUCAGGCUGGCGGGGAGCCGGUGCGGGAUUCCCCCCCAUGUCCUUCGUGACGAGGUCUGGCAGGUCAAGCAGGAUUUGCAGGACCUUACGAAGAAGGUCAGAGAGCCUCUCCAGAGCUUCGAAAUGAACAACCUCCCACAACUGCAGCAGGAAAUCCAAGUAUUUAGGGAAACUCUUUGGCGAAAUGUGCAGGAGCGCAGUCGGCAGGAGUUGCGCGACCUCUACCCUCAGCUUUGGGACGUGGCUCUCGCGCACUGGCUGUAUCCGGAGCUGACAGUCCGACCGAGUAUGAAUUUUACGAACUUGCUUAUCCUGGAAAAUACGGCACACUCUCAGGAGCAAAGCUUUCGUGACUUGUCCCUGGAGGACAUCUUGCAAAUCGCCCUCCCAAAUGGAAGCCUUCCUGAGGUGAUCCUAAUAUCAGGUGAAGGGGGAAUAGGGAAAACCACAUUGCUUAAAUAUAUGUUGGAGAUGUGGGUGAGAGAUCCUUUGCAAAUCAAGGGCCUUCAGGACGUCUCGCCCCUCCUCUACCUGCAACUGCGAGGUUCCACCAUCAGCAGCUGGAAGGACUUGCUAAAGAACGUCCUUUGCGACACGUUUCAGGAGUCUGGCCUUGCGUGUGACUUCUUUGUUGAUCUCUUUCGAGAAAUGCAAGUUGUCGUGCUUCUGGACGGUUACGAUGAGGUUACAGAAGAGGCACAGAAACUCGUGACUGAUCUUGCGACGCACCAAGGAAGCGUACGUGUUGUGAUAACCACUAGGCCAAGUUGUCUGAAAGAACUAAGCAAGAUCGUGAACAAAAAACAAGUAAUGCACAUUGAGAUCAGGGGAAUACGUCAGGAAGAUCGUCCUCACUUCGUGGAAAGCACUUUGGCUGCUCUCGUCCAGGACCCCCUUUGCAGGAGUGCAAUGGAGGAGAAGGUCACCAAACGGCUUCAACAGCUGGCUCUGGCAAAGGUGGAUCUGGCCGUUCCUUUAACCUUGGUGCUACUGAUUAUGCGAGAGGUCGAGGCACCGGGUCGGAGUUCAUACAGCAUUUAUGAGGAUUUGACGAACCUCAUGGCAGGAAAGAUCGAAGAGAGAUUGGUAGUGAAGGGCAUUGAUGAAGCUGACGACAAAAUUAAAGAUUACCACGAGUUCCAGAAGGCAGUUGCUCUACGAUGUUUGAAGAAACAUGAACAUGACUUGUUGCCAGAAACAGUCGAGGCUCUGAUAGCAAAGUGUAACGUCCUUGAUCUACCGUAUAUGGAAAUUUUAUCUGGAUUCCUCAUUUCGAAGAAAUGUCGUCAAGGUCUGUUUGUCGUCCAAGUUUGGUCCUUCCCGCACAACCGGUUUCAAGAACACUGGGCAUCAAGUCAUAUUGCCACACAGUUAUCAAAGAUGUCCCGCUCACUGCCAGACAUGACUGGCUUGUUGGAUUUUGCUUUCCUAACUGAUGUCGAGAAGAAGAAAAAGCUUGGCAUGCCGGGACUGCCAACCGAGGAAGAAGUAGUUACCUUUAUGUUCACCAAAAAUCCUAUUUUACAAGUUUAUGUGGACAACAUUGAAGAGGCAAAAGAACUAGUCUGGAGAAAUAUAGGAGGAGACAUAUCAGCAUUACUGAUGGAAAUCGUUUUUAACAUUGCACGCAUUUUCUCAUCGUCACGGGAGAACCUUCUGGACAAGUUUGCCUCUGCUAUUAUCAGCUUCAUUUUAUACAGCGAUCAAUCUCACCUGAUCAGUAAGAACAGCUGCCACAGGAUCUGUGAGACAGUGAUGGCUUCGGGACAUCACGCCAGCAUCUUAGAAGCAGCUGCCAAAGUGCUGAGCACCAGUGGCACUCUGAUGACUCGGGGGGAGUAUCUGCCUGGCUUCGUGGCUUUGUUUGAUUAUGUCAGGCCUUCCUGUGUGGAAGUCUUCAUGAGUAAAGACACAGAAGAGUUUCCACCAAGCUGGCAAGUCUCUGGUCUGGAGGCAUUGUCCAAACAGAACAUUGAACUCAUACUCACUAUAAAUGACAUAAAGAGUUCUAUACAGUUUUCUGAGGCAUGUCUCCGGGCAGUCACUGGCCCAGGAAGUUUUUGUCGGCUGACCAAGUUCGGAGGUGAAUUGACAGAGGUCGGGAUGCAGCUUCUUCCUGAAAGUCUGGAGGAGCUGAACACCAAGUCUGACGCGGAGGGAGUGCGGGCUCUAGUGCCGAGGCUCCAGCACCUACAGAGGCUUCAGACCUUAGACUUCAAGGGCCAGCUGACAGCCGCCGAGGUGAGCCUUCUGCCCCGCGCCCUGAGGAAGCUGAGCGUGGAGACGGACGCGGAAGGCUUCCGGGCAUUAGCAGCGAGACUUCCUCGCCUGGAGAAGCUGCAGGAAUUAGAGUUCGAGGGUCACCUGACAGAAGCAGAGAUGCCCCUCCUGCCCGAGGUGCUCUUCUCGCUCAGGGUCCGGACAGACGCCGCGGGUCUCCGGGCUCUGGCAAGGAGACUUCCCCGCUUGACGAAGCUCUUCUCCCUAAAUGUAAUGCUGCUGGACUGUCCUCUGGCUGACUCUUUGAGCGCCCUUCCCUGUGAGGUGCCGUUGCUGACUCUGGACCUCCAGCAUGUCACGCCCCCUUCCUGGGAGUGGGUGUGCGACGCCGUGCAGGUCCUCUGCUCUGCACGUAGACAAGAGUUCCGAGUGGACGUCCCGUUAAGCUGCGACGCUCCUCAGAUGCAGCGCAUCAGGCAGGAGCUACGAGGCCGGGGCGCUGAAGUGGUCGGGGAAAGUCCGAAGCAGGUGUGGAUCCUGUCGUGGAAACUCUGUUGCAAGUUGUAGGUCGCGAUGGAACGCCUCGGGUCCCCUGGGGGACGCCUGCGCAGCACCGGCCGCAGGAGUUUCAGGAGUAAUCGACACACAUACACACAUAGAUAUAUAUACAUACAUAUAUAUGUAUGUAUAUAUAUAUAUAUAUAUAUAUAUAUAUAUAUAUAUA
This is a messenger RNA of Penaeus vannamei (Pacific white shrimp), 4005 nucleotides long. RefSeq lists its product as uncharacterized. NCBI's taxonomy places the organism in Eukaryota, Metazoa, Arthropoda, Malacostraca, Decapoda, Penaeidae. The record is from RefSeq and is a predicted model, not a curated record.